Messenger RNA from Prunus dulcis (almond), 2107 nucleotides. RefSeq names its product laccase-4-like. NCBI's taxonomy places the organism in Eukaryota, Viridiplantae, Streptophyta, Magnoliopsida, Rosales, Rosaceae. The transcript has 6 exons. Gene Ontology annotation, molecular function: copper ion binding; hydroquinone:oxygen oxidoreductase activity. The record is from RefSeq and is a predicted model, not a curated record. Gene Ontology annotation, cellular component: apoplast. Bases 95 to 1774 code for a protein of 559 amino acids. Gene Ontology annotation, biological process: lignin catabolic process.
CAAUUAAGAACAGAGAGAUCUUUCAGUAGUGUUACUAUUGCAGAGAGAGAGAGAGAGAGGGAGAGAGAGAGAGAGAGGGAGAGAGCAGUGAUAAAUGGAGUCGUGGGUUCGAUUUCUCGUGCUUUUUCUGGCGUGCCUUCUUCCGGGUUUGGUUGAGAGCAGAAUCCGACACUACAAGUUUAAUGUGGUCUUGAAAAAUACUACCAGACUAUGCUCCACCAAGCCGAUCGUAACCAUUAAUGGUCGGUUCCCGGGGCCAACCCUCUAUGCCAGGGAAGACGACACAGUGCUCGUCAAAGUUACCAACCAUGUCAAGUAUAAUGUUUCCAUUCACUGGCAUGGUGUCCGGCAACUGCAAACUGGUUGGGCAGAUGGUCCAGCAUACAUCACACAGUGCCCAAUUCCCCCAGGCCAAAGCUAUGUGUACAACUUCACCAUCACAGGGCAAAGAGGCACACUUCUUUGGCAUGCGCAUAUUCUCUGGCUAAGGGCCACAGUCCAUGGUGCCCUUGUAAUUUUGCCCAAGCGUGGUGUGCCUUAUCCAUUCCCAGCACCCCACAAGGAAGUAAAUGUCAUAUUAGCUGAAUGGUGGAAAUCAGAUACUGAAGCAGUGAUCAAUCAAGCUCUCAGUUCUGGUGUAGCACCAAAUGUCUCGGAUGCUCACACCAUUAACGGCCAUCCAGGCUCCGUUGCAAAUUGUUCUUCCCAAGGCGGCUUUACAUUGCCUGUGGAAAACGGCAAGACCUACCUGCUACGUAUCAUCAAUGCUGCGCUCAAUGAGGAGCUCUUCUUCAAAAUUGCAGGACACAAAUUGACCAUAGUGGAAGUAGAUGCUACCUAUGUGAAACCAUUCAAAACAGACACCAUUGUGAUUGCCCCAGGGCAAACCACCAAUGCCCUCAUCACAGCGAAUCAAAACUCAGGCAAGUACUUGGUUGCAGCCUCACCAUUCAUGGACUCUCCCAUUGCUGUCGACAACCUCACUGCCACUGCAACUCUGCAUUAUUCAGGCACACUUGCAUCCACACCCACAACUCUCACCAACCCACCUCCCCAAAACGCAACCCAAGUUGCUAACAAUUUUAUCAACUCCCUCAAAAGCUUAAAUUCCAAGAAAUUUCCAGCCAAAGUCCCAUUGAAAAUUGACCACAACCUCUUGUUCACAGUUGGGCUCGGGAUCAACCCGUGCCCUACUUGCAAAGCAGGUAAUGGGAGCAGAGUUGUGGCAAGUGUCAACAAUGUCACAUUUGUUAUGCCAACAACUGCUCUUCUUCAAGCUCAUGUUUUCAACAUCAGUGGGGUUUUUACCACCGAUUUUCCCGGCAACCCGCCAAAUACCUUCAACUUUUCUGGAGGUCCAUCUGCAAAUGCGAGCAUGGCAACCACAAAUGGGACAAAGCUUUAUAGGCUGGCUUAUAACUCGACUGUUCAACUUGUUUUGCAAGACACUGGGACUAUAUCCCCUGAGAACCACCCUGUCCAUUUACAUGGAUUCAAUUUCUAUGCUGUGGGGAGGGGAGUGGGGAAUUACAAUCCCAAGAAGGAUCCUAAGAAGUUUAAUCUUGUUGAUCCUGUUGAAAGGAACACAGUUGGAGUGCCAUCCGGCGGAUGGGCAGCUAUCCGAUUUCAAGCAGAUAAUCCAGGGGUGUGGUUCUUGCAUUGCCAUCUUGAAGUGCACACGACAUGGGGGCUUAAGAUGGCAUUCCUGGUGGACAAUGGGAAAGGACCGAAUGAAUCAAUUCUACCACCUCCAAGCGAUCUCCCAAAAUGUUAAUGUAGCCAAAAGGGGCCUCUAGUCUUGCAAGUAGAGAGAACUAACAAAAAAGGAGACGUGCGGACUCAAAGGCACAUGAUCAAGAAGAAGAAGAAGAAGAAAGAGCGGAUGAAUAAACAAACAAAAUUAUAUAUAUUUCUAGAUUCAAACUUAUUUCUUGAGUGACUGAAAAAAUUUGCUCGAGCAAAGUUUGAGUUAAUUUUUGGUUGUUGAAGUGAAGAAUACCAUUUUUUUUUUCAAGAAUUAAUAUAUGUAUUGGAUCUUGGAUGUGCGAGUCUUUGUUUAUCUAUUAUAAAGUUGUGAAAUGGAAUUUUAAAUUUCUUUUUCUUGUGA